Molecule: messenger RNA, 772 nt
Organism: Solanum dulcamara
Lineage: Eukaryota; Viridiplantae; Streptophyta; Magnoliopsida; Solanales; Solanaceae
Exons: 1
Coding region: 34-501 (155 amino acids)
Biological process (GO): regulation of DNA-templated transcription
Source: RefSeq, a predicted model, not a curated record
AGUGCUAAUGGUAUUUCUGUUAUUUAUUGGCAUAUGAAUGGCAAGGAUGAAAGCUUCCAUUACUUAAACCCCAAAAAACGCGUUGCUCUCUCCGUUAUAUUAGCACGGAACAGAUUUAACGAUUAUCUCCCUCCGUUCCACCGGCAACUCAAAAUUCUUCUUCCUAAACAAAACAUUCCGAUGGGUUCUCGUUCAAAACUAAACUCCGGUAGCUUAUCAAUGAGAAGAACAAGAAGAUCUACCACUCACAAAAAAACAUGCAAAUCUCAAAAUAGCUCAACGCUCGUUGACGGCGGUGAUGGUAGAAUUGACCCAUGCACUUCCGUUUCUGAAAAAUUGGAGGCCCUCAAGCAGUUAAUCCCAGCCAACAAUGGUGAAAUCAAAGCUGACCAGUUGUUCAAAGAAACCGCUGACUACAUUGUUCUUCUCAGAACUCAGGUCUUCGUUUUACAGAAACUCGUCGAUUUUUAUGGGUUAAAUACCGAUCAAAAUCCUGUAUAGUAACAUAGCAGUUUCCGCACCCAAAAACUGAAAAACAGAUUCUUUUCCUUUUUCCGUUUUGAGUUAAUUAUUCUCUUUUCUCUUCUUUUAAUUAGAUUGAAGCUAUGUAUGGGUUAGGUGUGUUACGGGUACUGAAUUUCAGGAUCAAAUAGUUGUUACUAGUAUAUCACAAAAGUCUUAACCUUUCUAUAUUAGUUCAAUUUUUAACAUUUUGUUACUAUUCAGCUCUGUAAUAGCCUUAAUUAAUGGGGAAAUUAUGAAUACCCAGAUA